Messenger RNA from Argentina anserina (silverweed cinquefoil), 1597 nucleotides. RefSeq names its product trihelix transcription factor GT-4-like. The record is from RefSeq and is a predicted model, not a curated record. NCBI's taxonomy places the organism in Eukaryota, Viridiplantae, Streptophyta, Magnoliopsida, Rosales, Rosaceae. The coding region runs from base 198 to 1373 and encodes 391 amino acids. The transcript has 5 exons.
UCACUAAACCAGAGAGACAGACAGACAGACAGACAGGUCCAGCUGAGUUCAAUUCCCUUUCUUUGCUAGGCUAAUCACCUGCAUAAUAACACGUGGGUUUGCUUCUGCCGCUCCUCUACUACUUAUGAACUCUCUUCCCUUUGCUUUCUACCCAUGAUUCCGACACCGGAAUUUGAAUUUCAACACCCCCAAUCAUCAUGUAUCUGUUGGAAAAGCCUCACCCGACUAAUUUCCACAAAGGAGGAGAAGCAGCACCCGCCGAGCACAUGAACAUGAUGAUCGAGGCGGUUCCGAAUGAUGAUCUCCCCCAAACCCAUCAACCCAAUCACCAACACCAACAGUUGCUUCUAUUGGGCGACAGCAGCGGCAGCGGCGAGGAUCACGAGCCCAAGCAGCCGCAGAAGAAGAGGGCGGAGACAUGGGUGCAGGACGAGACAAGGAGCUUAAUAGCUCUGAGGAGAGAGAUGGACAGCUUGUUCAACACUUGCAAGUCAAACAGGCAUUUGUGGGAGCAAAUAUCGGCGAAAAUGAGGGAGAAAGGGUUCGACAGGAACCCCAACAUGUGCACGGAUAAGUGGAGGAACUUGCUCAAGGAGUUCAAGAAGGUGAAGCAUCAUCAUCAUCAUGAUAAGGGGAGUGGGUCCGCUAAGAUGUCCUAUUAUAAAGAGAUUGAGGAGAUUUUGAAGGACAGGAAUAAGAAUGCUCCUUAUAAAAGUCCUACCCCAACUACUACUACUACUAAGGUUGAUUCUUUUAUGCACUUCUCCGAUAAAGGGAUCGAAGAUACAAACAUUGCUUUUGCACCUGUGGAAGCUAAUGACAGGCCAACACUCAACCUCGAGACAGGAUUGGACCAUGAUGGUCAUCCUCUUGCCCUCACUGCAGGUGAUGCAGUUGUGGCAAAUGGAGUUGCACCUUGGAAUUGGAGAGAAACCCCUGAGCAUGGUGGAGAGAAUCAAUCAUAUGGAGGGAGAGUCAUAGUAGUAACCUGGGGUGAUUAUACUAGGCGGAUAGGAAUUGAUGGUUCAGCAGAUGCCAUAAAGGAGGCCAUCAAGUCUGCGUUUAGGCUGAGAACAAGACGUACCUUCUGGUUGGAGGAUGAAGACCAGAUUGUCCGAAGUCUUGAUCGAGACAUGCCUCUGGGAAAUUACACCCUUCAUCUUGACGAAGGUAUGUCCGUGAAAGUGUGCCUGUAUGAUGAGCCAGACAACUUACCGUUACAUACAGAGGAGAAGAUUUUUUACACUGAAGAUGAUUUUCGUGAAUUCCUAACUCGUCGUGGGUGGACAUGUUUGCGGGAGUUUGAUGGAUACAGAAAUAUUGAAAAUAUGGAUGAUCUUCGACUUGGUGGAAUAUAUCGUGGUGUAAAUUGAGGGUAUGUAUGUGUAUUUUCUCCUUAAAUGCAGGUGUAUUUGGUAUACAAUUAUGUAGAUUACUGCAAUUGUAUGGUAGAUAGAACAAUAAUCAAGAACUGUAACAGAUCCUGUUCUUGCACAGCCUGGACAUGUGAUUGUACAUAUGUACUUUCGGUUUUGAGUUGCAAAAGUAAUCCAAGUCUUGUCCAUUUCAUUUUAACCAAGACUUUUCUUUUCUAUUA